Molecule: messenger RNA, 465 nt
Organism: Cydia amplana
Lineage: Eukaryota; Metazoa; Arthropoda; Insecta; Lepidoptera; Tortricidae
Exons: 5
Coding region: 1-465 (154 amino acids)
Source: RefSeq, a predicted model, not a curated record
AUGUUUGUAGUAGGCACUUUAUCACCUUUGUGCGAGAGUAGCCACUACCCACAACAGAAAACCCCGCGACGCUACAAAGAGGUGACUCCAGAAAUAUUAUACGAAAGUCUCCAAAGGCUGACAGAGUUUCGGGAGGCAGUUUCCUUCAGGGAGAUCUUGGAUUAUAUAAAGGAUACUUACCCGGUUACUCCGAACACGUCGGAGUUAAAACAUGAACUGUAUCAAAAACUGGUCAUAGCGCACAAAGCAGGUAUGGUCUGCGUGGACUAUCGGGGGCACUUUCGUCUCACCAUGAACCUGGAACGGCUGCGACAGGUGCCAAAGCCGGUGCUCACUCUCUUCUGGGAGCUGUACUGCGACACAAUGGACCCUCUCACUUUAGGGAAGCGCCGUGACCCUAAACGAAAAGUUGACAAGAAGGAUGACGACAGUGACAGCUCCUUGCCGUCAGAUACAUACCCGUAA